Molecule: messenger RNA, 642 nt
Organism: Panicum hallii
Lineage: Eukaryota; Viridiplantae; Streptophyta; Magnoliopsida; Poales; Poaceae
Exons: 2
Coding region: 1-642 (213 amino acids)
Source: RefSeq, a predicted model, not a curated record
AUGAAAGAACUGUUCCGUAACAGCAAUGCAGACGGUUCUCUUGCUAUGGAUGCCGCUAAUUGCAUGAAUGACACACAAGAUGAUGAAGACAAUGACUUGAAUGAUGACAUAUGCAAUGACUUUUCAAAUUAUGCUCAACCUCAAGAUGAUCUAGGUGAUGAUUCUGACACUUUGCCUUCUCCUACAAAUGAGCAAACUAGCUUUUUAUCCCAAACUGGCGAUGGUAGUUCAUCUAGCUCUGGAAUGAAGCGUCCUAGAGCUGAGGGUAAACCAGUCAAGAGAGAUGUGAGACCGAAAAGUCGGUUGUCAAAAAUAGAGGAUACGAUUGCAACUACUUUGGUGACCCUUCAACGAGAACUCAAGAAGCCGGCACCGGCUCCACCACAUAUGCCUAAUUCUGAUGCUAUCUUGUGGCAAAGGCUUGAAAAUAUGACAUUAACUACCGAUCAAAAGCUUAUGGUGGGAACUUUUCUAGCACAUAAGUAUCAAAAGGGUAUGCGUGGUUUUCUAUCCGGUUCAGCUGAGAUGAGCUUUGCAUCUAUGGUGAGCUUGCAAGAAACAUCAUCUUUGGCACUUGUGUCUAUUACCUAUUGGAUUCUUACUCUUACCUGCUACAUUGCAAUACAUUCUGCUGCAUUCUAG